Hyaloscypha bicolor E is the source of this 1507-nucleotide messenger RNA. RefSeq names its product alpha/beta-hydrolase. Bases 212 to 1195 code for a protein of 327 amino acids. Gene Ontology annotation, molecular function: hydrolase activity. The transcript is spliced from 2 exons. The record is from RefSeq and is a predicted model, not a curated record. Lineage: Eukaryota; Fungi; Ascomycota; Leotiomycetes; Helotiales; Hyaloscyphaceae.
GACGGUCGGAGGAGUUCGGGGUUUCCUUUCGACGCUUUGGGGGUGUGCGAUCACUCAUAGGGUACCAGAAGGUGAAAGAUAGGUGGCAUUGUCCUUUCAUUGCUUGACUUGACAAGAGAUUAUCAGGCGUGCUGAUAGGAAUAUGCACCGGACUUUUCCCCUCAAAAGAUAGACCCCCACCAUCAAGCUUGCAGCCAUCGAUCAAUAGGCCAUGGACAACUACUUCAACAAACGCUUCACCACCAGUGACGGGGACACCUAUGCAUACGACUACGUUCCCGCCAAGGGGAACAAGGCGACUUUCCUCCUUACCCACGGCUACCCUUCCUCACGCCAUGACUGGCGAUACCAAGUCGUCGACCUGACGGAGGCUGGCUAUGGGGUCAUCGCCCCUGAUUGUCUCGGUUACGGUGACACUGACAAGCGCAUUGACAUCGAGGCGUAUCGCUUGAAGCGCCUGAGCGGGCACUUUAUGGAAUUAUUAGACCAUGAGAACAUAGACAAAGUCGUGGGUGUUUCGCACGAUUGGGGCUCCAUGCUGCUCUCUCGUGUGGUCGUGUGGCACCCGGAGCGAUUUCACAAGUUGGUGUUCAUAUCUGCAGGUUAUACCGCCCCUGGGAUAUUUUUUGACAUCGAUGGGCUUAAUGUCAUGAGUCAAUCGCAGCUCGGGUACAUGCAACUGGGGUAUUGGUACUUCUUCAACUCAUAUGACGCCGAACAUCUCAUGGUUAAGAAUCUUGAGUCACUCUUCCACUUGGCAUAUCCGGACGACAACAGCAUCUGGGUGAAGAGCCUUGCGGCAAUCAAUGGCACGCGCGAAUGGCUGACAGCUGGCAAGACGGGUCCUCUUCCGCCAUGGCUCAGCGAGGAAGACAAGACCCGAUGGCUCCAGAUCAACAGCCAGAAAAACGCAAUAGCUGCGUCGCUCAACUACUACAGGUCGCUUAUGCGCGGAACACAAGCUCUGGACGAGGACCCGUUGACUGACGCACAGCGCACGCUCAAGGUGCCCGUGCUUGGCAUAUGCGGCGGCGAUGACAGGGUUACCAGGGCUGACCAGAUUGGAAGAGGCAUCAGGCCGUAUGCGAGCAAGGGGUAUACCGAGAAAAUACUGGAGGGUGCCGGGCAUUGGGUCAUGCUAGAGAGGAGGGCGGAGGUCAGCAGCGCCCUGCUUGACUUCGUGCGUGCCACUUGACACGUUUGCCAUUGACUCCAAGGAGCUUAAGGGAUGUGAAGUAGUUGUCAAUGAACAUACACACCCACACUCGGGGAGCAAAGACAUUCUGAGCGAUUAGUACUAGUAGCCUAUUACGCCCGGGCUAAGGCAUAUAACUAGGGCACUGGCCGCUAGGUAUAUGAUUCACUUCUUCGAUUCAGUCAAUGGUCUCCAAAGCCCCUAUCUAAUCGUCAUCUUUUCGGUUGUCUUAAAUACAAAUAUUAUCUCUUUAACAUGCUCUCUCGGAUUCGUAUUAGCGGGUGAGCUUGAAGAUCAUUCCUCCAAGUAUUC